GUGUUUUAAGAAGCAAUGCAGUACGAGUGAGCUCUGAGUGCAGCAGGAUCCACAGGCUCAGUGUCAGACGCUCUGCAGCAUGCAUCAAGAAACACUUCAUCCACACUUUCUGCUCCACGGGAUGUGAGUUCAGAUAAGUGAUCAGGAUGGUAGCAGAGGCCUGGACUGAUGAGGACAGACUGAAGCGAUGGAGGAGACAACACCAGACCCUGCUUUUGUGGAUGUGGACCAGGGUCUGACCCUGGCAUGCAUCGCCUUCCUCUGUCUACUGCUGGUGGCAAUGAUCAUCCGCUGUGCCAAAGUCAUCAUGGACCCCUACAGCGCCAUUCCCACGUCAACCUGGGAGGAGCAGCACUUGGACGAUUAACAGAUCCGAGUCUGCACCAACACCAUGUUUCAACCAGUACAAGAUAACUAGAGAUAUUUAAGCUGCUAGUCAUCUACCGCUUUGAGGAUCACAAAAGUUUACUAAGCUGAAGACAUCUUUAUGGAAACUGAAUUUAAUUCUUAGCAACUAACUCUAUCAAAGAAGGCAUGAAUCCUGAAAUGACACCCAAUGAAACCACUCCAAAACCGAAAGCGCACAAGAGAACCAGACCAAACAAACCAAAAUCACCCUGAAUUUAUAAUAAGAAACAUGGCAUCAAAUUUAUAUUUUUAUAUUACAUAAUGUUAUACACACCUGAACACACUUCUAGCUACGCAAGCUAAAUUUUGUAUGCAAACAAAGCUGCAUUCUUAGCAAUUGCCACAAGGGGUGCAAUAGCAUACAUGAACUUUCUUCUACUGUCAAUCUUCUCUUACGUGGAGCAAAGUUAGUAAACAGUAUUUAGAAAUUCACAUUUGCAGUUAACUAUCGCCCCCUUGAGUAGCCUACUUUGUAAUCACCCCUACAAGUACAGUUUGUACAAUGGAACUGCAUACUUGCAAUUUAUUGAUGGAGCGUUCACAUUUACAUUGUUUCCGUUCUUAAUUGUGAUUAUAUUUUGCAAGACGACAAAACCUUGACUGAAUGCCUUGGGGCAAAAUACUUGAGAUGAAAAACACCACAAACUGUUUCAUUCAUCUUGACAAUGUUUUUAGAAGAGCAUCUGUCUCUUUCAAUCACAGUCUGAUUCCCUGAUGUGAUCUGAUUUUAUUGUCUUUGAUUAAGUGUACGCAUUUGCAGAGAGCUAUAGUCUGCACUGCAUGAUGUCAAGUGCCUCAGCUGAAGUCAUAAAAAUGAAGAAAUGAAUGUAUCUUUCAUUCAUGGGCACAAAAAAAUGCCAAUGUGUCCUGUCUGAUGAGAAAAUGCAAUUGUGCUACAUGUCUGUUCUGAAUCACAAUAAAGAUUAUAUU
Molecule: messenger RNA, 1338 nt
Organism: Pimephales promelas (fathead minnow)
Lineage: Eukaryota; Metazoa; Chordata; Actinopteri; Cypriniformes; Leuciscidae
Gene: ctxnd1
Product: cortexin domain containing 1
Source: RefSeq, a predicted model, not a curated record